Molecule: messenger RNA, 640 nt
Organism: Mya arenaria
Lineage: Eukaryota; Metazoa; Mollusca; Bivalvia; Myida; Myidae
Exons: 5
Source: RefSeq, a predicted model, not a curated record
UUCUACAAAAGCAUGUGAAUGUUGCAAUGAAACAUCAACGGCAUUUACAGAGGACCCAUCAAAGGCAUCAGGAAUUUACUACGGUCAAAAAAGAAACGGUAUUCAGAUAUCUAAAGACGGGGGGUUUCUGCGCCGUCACGUGACGCCAGAGCGACUAGAUUGUCAAGCUUUGUACGAGGAAGGUUUUAUGACGGGCGGUGUGUACGCAAUACGGCCGCCGGGAGGGGAUGUCACGGACACGUGGUGUGAUAUGGAGGACGGUGGAUGGACGGUCAUCUCCUUGCGGCGAGACGGGUCUGAGGAUUUUAACCGUGGAUGGGAGCAAUAUGUUGCUGGCUUUGGAAACAGAACAGUGUUGGCUACUUUCCUGAUCGUCACUGUAUCCUCUCUUAGUACGGGUCCGCCGUGCGCAGAUAUUGACCAAUCAGGAUGCAUCGGAAAUCCGAAUUUGUGCGCCGAUCCCCUUCUUUCGCAAACCGUUUGUCCACGCACGUGUAAUAAAUGUCCGGUUUACUGUUUCCACUGUAAUGCAACAGUCGCAGAUUACACGCACUGUAAGAAUAUUGUAGCCUGUCCUCACAGUCAGGUCUGCAUGCUGAAGCGUCAUGUGUCUUACGUCGAUGGAAACCAGGAUUACAUC